AUGUUGUAUGAUCAAUAUAUUCGCGAUUUUGUAUUGGAUCCAGAGUAUGUGAAAUGUUUGUAUGAAAAUGGAUAUGCAAAACAAGCUAGAAAAGUAGAGAAGCUUGCCUUGAGAGAGAUAGAUAAAAUCAAAGAAAAGAAAGAAGAAGAGGAGAAACAUUUGAGGGACAAAGGGCAAGAAAUUGACGUCAACUAUUUGUCUAAUUGUGAUAAUUCUCUAUUGCAAGUGCUUGAAGAAGUGUCUCCAAAAGAGAAAUUUCAUCCAUAUAUUGACAUUGAAAGCAAAGUGAAAGAUGAUGGUAAAAUGGAAAGUCUCUUCAAACAAGAGAGUGAGGUGAACGAAACAAUGUUAGUGCUUGAAAGUGAUUAUUCAAAGGUUCCUCAAAAGGAUGCUUCCAAGGAGAUUAUUGAGUCACCAUUUUUUUGUGAUGAAGAGAAUGUCCAUGUAACUCAACUUCCUUUGAAGCCUUUGCAAAUACAAAGUAACAUAUUGUUUGCCAAAAAUUUCAAUCCCAAGAAAGUCAAUUUGGUCAUAAAUAUCAAAUUCAAAAGAUCCAAAUAUUGUUUUAACAAUUGGCACCGUCUGUGGAAAAAGGAAGCAACAAUGGUUGGAACCACAAAAUUUGACAUUGAAAAAUUCAAUAGAUCAAAUGAUUUUGGUCUAUGGAAGAUAAAAAUGCAUGUUGUUCUGGUACAACAAGGCAUCGUGAACGCAUUGAAGGGUGAAUUAGCUCUUCCUGCAACAAUCACUGCAUGA
Messenger RNA from Cicer arietinum (chickpea), 756 nucleotides. The record is from RefSeq and is a predicted model, not a curated record. NCBI's taxonomy places the organism in Eukaryota, Viridiplantae, Streptophyta, Magnoliopsida, Fabales, Fabaceae.